Molecule: messenger RNA, 4330 nt
Organism: Centropristis striata (black sea bass)
Lineage: Eukaryota; Metazoa; Chordata; Actinopteri; Perciformes; Serranidae
Product: solute carrier family 35 member E2A-like
Exons: 10
Coding region: 447-1811 (454 amino acids)
Cellular component (GO): Golgi apparatus
Molecular function (GO): antiporter activity
Source: RefSeq, a predicted model, not a curated record
UUCUUUCGGAUUUCACUGACUGCGCGAUGAUUGUAGUUGGAAAGCCACGUCUCAAAGUCAGGUGCACAGAUAUGGGUAACCUAAAUAGAUAGGUGAAUGCUUGUGGUUUUUGGGUGCAGCGUGUUUUAGCCUAACUCGUGCUGUGCGAUAUGGCGGGUGGCUUUAUCGCCUCCACUCCUUUGCAUCUCACAAUACCACAAAAGACAGCGGCUCGCUAGCGUCACUGCAACUUCCUCUUUUUGUAACAUUCGCUACUGUCUCGUUGACCGGCUGGGUUUACAGUAUUAUUUUUUAUUAGUCCGAUUUGAAGAAUCCAAAUUCAACGAGAGGCAGUGUCACAUUGUUUGCCUGCUGUUGGGAACAAAGCUAAGGGCGAAUCAACGAUACAGAAUCGCUGUUGAACUCAGUUCAAUAAGGUUAACUUUAACCACAUUAGGUUAGCACAAAUGUGUGUGAAGACAGAAGACUCUCCGGUUUCUGCAUCAGAGGACAGGGGGCACCAGGACUUGAAGCCAGACUGGGAGACUGAUGCAUUGCUGGACCAAUCAGAAGAUGGACUAACCAUCAAAAAUCUCAUUGACCUUCACCUCCCUGUUAUCACCCACCUGUCGGGGCCCCUGGAUGCCCCCGGGCCAGCAGGCGUGAUGCCGGGCGGCAAGCAGUGUGGUAGGAACCCUCUGUGGUGCCUCUUGUCACCCUUUCGCACCCAGCAGGAGCGAGUGGUGCUGGCCCGCAGCGAGAGCCUGCCAGGGGAGCAGGUGCUGAAGAUCACAGUCACAGAGACUACUGUGAUUGAGGCGGAGUCGGGGGUGUGGAACUGGCGCUCCAUGACCUAUCUGGGCCUGUGGUACUUCUUCAGCUUCUGCACCCUGUUCCUCAACAAGUACAUCCUGUCACUGCUGGAGGGAGAGCCGAGCAUGUUGGGUGCAAUUCAGAUGCUCUCCACCACCGUCAUAGGCUUCCUAAAGAUGUUUGUGCCCUGUUGCCUGUACCAGCACAAGUCCAGAACUGAGUAUCCUUCCAACUUCAUCAUGAUCAUGCUGUUUGUUGGACUCAUGAGGUUCACCACCGUGGUUCUGGGCUUGGUGAGCCUGAAGAACGUGGCAGUGUCUUUUGCAGAGACCGUAAAGAGCUCAGCACCCAUUUUCACUGUCAUCAUGUCCAGGCUGAUCCUCGGGGAGUACACAGGGCUGUGGGUGAACCUGUCCCUGUUCCCCGUCAUGGCGGGCCUGGCCCUCUGCACAGCCACGGAGAUCAGCUUCAACAUGCUCGGCUUCUCCGCCGCUCUCUCCACCAACAUCAUGGACUGUUUGCAGAACGUAUUCUCCAAGAAACUGUUAAGUGGAGACACAUACAAGUUCAGCCCUCCAGAGCUACAGUUCUACACCAGCGCAGCAGCAGUCAUCAUGCUUAUACCUGCCUGGGUGUUUCUCUUGGACAUCCCAGUGAUCGGUAAGAGCGGGCGAAGCUUCAUCUUCAGUCAAGACAUCAUCCUGUUGCUGCUUUUUGACGGCUGCCUGUUCCACCUACAGAGUGUCACUGCGUACGCUCUCAUGGGACGCAUUUCCCCAGUAACUUUCAGUGUUGCCAGUACUGUCAAACACGCCCUGUCGGUCUGGCUGAGCAUCAUCGUGUUCAGUAACCAAAUCACUGUCCUCAGCGCCUUCGGCACUCUCCUCGUCUUCAUCGGAGUCUCCCUCUACAACAAGGCCAGGCAGUUUCAGAGGGCAAGCUUACAGGCCAUGGCUGCAGAGCAGAACCACAAACCACACCUGCAGGACCAGUACGUCCAAGCCUCUCAGUCACACUGAGGAUUCAGCUUUUAAGACUUAACAUGCUGCCUGAAAUGGGAUCAAGGAAUUAACUAAAUUCUGUUUUGCUUACAUGUGGCUGAACAUGCUGACUGAAUAUUUGUUUGUUCUUCACCCAGCAUACAUUCCGGUUAAAGAGGACCCACUCAUGUUUCCCAGGAUUGAUUUAGUGUCAUUGUCAUGAGCUUAAGGUAAACUUUGGUGACUGGCAUGGUACAAAUCAGCGUCUGUCUGGCAACUCAUCACUCGCCCUGUGCAAGUAUAGACAAUUUCUUUGUCCCUAAUCUGCAUACUCACAUUUGAAUUAUCCUUGAUCCUUCGAUUUGUCUAACAAUGGUCAGUAAAAGGGGAAGCUCAGGGUGUCCUUCAGCUUUUUGAAGGAAGUGACUUCUGUAAGCUCUUUUGUCUUACAUUUGCAUUCCAGAGUGUGCUGGUUUAACUCUCAUCUGUGGUACAGCAGCUGCUGAAUGUAUGCUAUUGUGAAUACCUGUAAAUCUUCGAGGCUGUAGGAUUUCAGCUCUGUGCUGGUGUAAUCUCCACUGUAUCGUACAUUGUAAAAGUUGAUCUUGAUUGCAUCUGAAUAUAAGAUGUGAAUAGAGCAUCAGUGCCUGUUAUCGGAGGCCUAUUAGAGGCUUGUCCAGCCAAAGCUUGGACGUGACGUUUGACACAUUUUUAAAUGAUGUUUGGAACAUUUGAAAGCCACAUACUGCAUUCUAGGAAUGCUCAUCCUCCAUCAAUACCUGUUGGGUGGUGUAUGUAGGGGUUUAUGUACAUGCAUUUUCUGUUUGUUUUUCUUUGUGAACCGACUCUCCCCUGAUGAAUGCCGGGAUAGCAGUCCUGAAUAGGAGAAAUGCUUUAGAGAAUCAUUUGCUGCUGUAGAUCACACAUUCUUAAUCUUAAGGAAAAACGGUUUAUGACAACCUGGGUUUUCAUUACUAUAGCUCAGGCCAUCAGCUCUAUCAGUCAUGUCCAACAGGUUUUACAAACUAACUGUUUGAAACAUCCAUCACAGUUUACAAACAGUAACAGUUCAACAGUAAACUACUGUACUUUGUUUGCUCUUGUGCAAUGAAUCAUCUGAUCUCUUGAACACAUCUGGUUUUGUUUAUAGUCUGACAAAUCACAAGCUUUAAUUGAAGGUAAAGAGUCGCUGUGGAGAGCAGAAGAGGUGGAACGCAUUGGCCAGAAAACAAUCUCUGAACCGAACGGCUAUCAACUGAAAACAAUUUAGCCUUUUAUAUAUGUAUAUUAUGGCUACUUGUGAAACAAUCUGGUCAUAGACGUCGUCUCUCAACUCCAACUCCAUUCUCACGUCUCAAGAUGUUAGUCUAACUGUAAACAAAGACCGGAAGGGGAAGUCUCAGCCCGGACAUCUGUUAUCCAGAUGUCCAAUGGCUACUGUGGAAGCGGCCCUCGCCCACAGAGACUAAAUUGCCGAUGGGUUAAAAUUAAACGAUGGGUCCUUGAGAUUGUUAGUGACAUUGCAAAUGCACUCACUUUGGUUUUCACCUCCAAAUAAGCAAAUUUGAAUUUUACAUUUUUAUUUCCCUGUUGGAUCUAGUUUUAGCCACGUGAUUAGCCGUGUUCCUUGAUCUCAGCUGAUUCCAGUGUUAUCACAAACGACAGAACAAGAGGCCUGAACAACCAAAAUAAACCCAGCUUGUAAUAAACCAGAGUUUUCCUAAAAAAAACAAAAGCUUCAUGUCACCUGCAUCACACCCCUGCUACUUUACACUGGUAGGAUUCAAUGUAAAAUCUAUGCCACUGGUCAAGGUGUCCUCCCUGUGUGGUUGUUGCUACUUAGAAACAUACAUUAGCUUAAUAAAUUAAUGAUGAGAGCUGCCACAACAUACAAGCAUUUUUUUGACUGCAUUGACAUCUUGCCAAAAUAAAUAAAAAGAAGCUGCAUGGUAACGUUUCUAGAAAUCCAUUUCUGAGUGUGCUGCUUUACUCAUACUGCCUCAAGUCUCCUACUCUACUGGUGUAGAGGGUCAGUGACUAACAAAGUCCAUCAGGUGUCUGAUAGGACAAAUCUGUUAAUCAUUUUUAACCCAACAAUCACUUCGGGUUGAGCAUUUUAGCAAAGCUCUACUUUUGCUGCAGUUUUUGUGCCCUGAAGAAGCAGUCUUUUUUUUUUUUUGCUCAUUUGAAUUCGACCAUCUGACUCAAGCACAUUGUUUUUGUUUAUUUCCUGUUUGCUUCUUGGUAAAGUGCAUAUAAAAACAGUUGUGUAUUGAAACCCUCGGAUAAACAUUUUUCCACUUCUCUUCCAUAUUAAGUCUUUAGAAUGCUGCUUCUUCAAGAGGCAAGUCCAAACAUGCCGAGUUAUGUCAUUGGGUGUGUUUUUAUCAUUCAAGUUUCAGAAGUGGCAAGUGGUGGAAUAGGGGAGGGCUAUUGUAUGUUUGUUUGGGAAUGUGCAAAUCAAAGAUGUAAAAAAUAUUCACUAAUGUAGCCCUUCAGUGAAUUGUAACGAUGUUUGUUGGACACUGUGCAGAAAAUAAAGUAUUUUCUCUUCAGCA